GUCCCGGUUAUUGUCCGGGCUCCGGCGGCGGCUGCGGCGGCGGCGGCGGCGGCGGUGGUCGGUGCUGUGGGGCGGCGGCUCGGCGGCGGCUCGGCGGCGGCUCGGCGGGAGCGAGGGCGGGAGCGGCCGAGACCAUGGCUGGAGGGAAAGCCGGAAAGGACAGCGGGAAGGCCAAGGCUAAGGCAGUGUCUCGCUCGCAGAGAGCUGGGCUCCAGUUUCCCGUGGGCCGCAUCCACAGACACUUGAAGACCCGCACCACAAGCCACGGGAGGGUCGGCGCCACGGCCGCGGUGUACAGCGCUGCGAUCCUGGAGUACCUCACGGCCGAGGUGCUGGAGCUGGCGGGUAACGCCUCCAAGGACCUCAAGGUAAAGCGGAUCACCCCGCGCCACCUGCAGCUCGCAAUCCGCGGCGAUGAAGAGUUGGACUCCCUCAUCAAGGCAACCAUCGCCGGGGGUGGUGUGAUCCCGCACAUCCACAAGUCUCUGAUCGGAAAGAAGGGACAACAGAAAACCGCGUAGAGCAUUGUUUUAACCAGCCCCUUCCUCCCGUCAUUGUACUGUAACCGGGACAGAAGAAAUAAUGGGGACAUGGGGGGUUUUUAAAAGAGGCAGAUGGAAAAGCUUAGACAAUUACUGUAGACACGAUAAGAGACAUUUGUACGUUCUUAGGCUCAAAGUUUGAUAAAGUACCUUUCCACGCGGCAGCGCUUGUGUGGUGAUUGGCUAGGUUUCUCCCGUUGUGUUUUAUACAAAAACGGAAUUGAUAAACCAUUUUUUACAAAAAGAA
Molecule: messenger RNA, 789 nt
Organism: Prionailurus viverrinus (fishing cat)
Lineage: Eukaryota; Metazoa; Chordata; Mammalia; Carnivora; Felidae
Product: histone H2A.V
Exons: 5
Coding region: 135-521 (128 amino acids)
Cellular component (GO): nucleosome
Molecular function (GO): structural constituent of chromatin; DNA binding; protein heterodimerization activity
Source: RefSeq, a predicted model, not a curated record